AUGGCCGUGUUCGAUAUCAGUACCUUUGUGCUCGAUGAUAUAAAAGAGGGCAAUAUUUGUCUCAACUUAGAGCCUUGGAACUCAAUCCAAUCGAUUCAGAUGCCCGGUUACGAGGUGGAGCGAUGGUGCUAUUUCGCAGAUAUCUAUAAUGGCGAGUCUCUAGGGAAGCUGUUUGGAGAACACAUGUACACUGGAUUUUUUCCAUCACUGAAGCAUGUUCUCGCAGUCUAUUGUAUUGAUGAGGGCGAACCCUGUUCGCAAUUUAGCGACCAUGAAAUCGCCGACACUCUUAAGCUGGCUUUUGGAAAGAAGGAUCUUCGCAUUCACAUUCAGGUCAAAUUUCAGGGCAGCGUCUUUGGGUAUAUGGCCUUGGAUUUGAGCCGGUGCAGAGAACUUCUUAACGAGUUUUUCAUUGAGGCUUUCGAGGCGCCCGAGCUAAAGGCCGUGGAUUGCACUCAUAUAGCCAUUCUCGUCGAAACGACCGAUAUCACCAAACUCACUUCGCCCACGCGCGCCCCAGUGCCGCAAAACCUCUCCUAUCCAUUCCUAAACUGGGGAUUGAACGACUUAGUCAAGUUGGCAUGGCAAUUCGAAGGCGCAGGAUAUGGUAUCGUAGGCACGGAAUUCGUCAUCAUGGAUGAUCAGACACUCAAAGACAAGACCGUGAUUCUUGUGACGCCAUCCGAGGGCUAUGAAGAUGUAGAAACGGCGCCUAGACUAACUGCACGAUCAGAUUUCCGCUCUAGUCUCAUUACGCUGAACGUCAAGAGUAUUGGAGUAGGGGGUGAUGAACAGUGGGAGGAAGCUGCGGAGCAGGGUGGACGCGUGAUUAGACUGUAUGACGAGGAGAAUUCGGAGUAG
Molecule: messenger RNA, 861 nt
Organism: Alternaria arbusti
Lineage: Eukaryota; Fungi; Ascomycota; Dothideomycetes; Pleosporales; Pleosporaceae
Exons: 3
Coding region: 1-861 (286 amino acids)
Source: RefSeq, a predicted model, not a curated record